UCUGCAGCAGAUCCAACACUGUACUGCUGUAUCUCACACAGACAGAGAGAGAGAGAGAGAGACAGAGAGAGAGAGAGAGACAGAAGAGAGUGGAGGUAUAUUGACCCCAGCAGACAGAGGAGACUCACUAAACUGGAUUAUCUAUCAGUUACUCUGAGAUCACUGAACUCUGGGAGGAGAAGGAGGAGAAGGAUGUGUAUUGAAUGUUCUGCUGAUUGACAGGAGCGAUUCUAAAGCCUGGACUUUCACUGCUGUCAGAUCAGUGUGUGUGUGUGUGUGUGUGUGUGAGUGUGUGUGAGUGUGUGUUAGUCUUUAAUAAUGUCUGGAGGAUCACCUAUUCACCUGCUGGAGCUACUCUGGGUGGUGUGUUGUGCUGGGUGUGUGAGAGGCAACAACCUAUGGGAAGUGCCAUCCAGACACAUCCCUUCACCUGCAAACAUCACAUCCAAGCUUCUCUGGGAGCCACAGUGUCAAACCCACCUACGCCACCUGCAGGAUGGGUCCAGAACCACAGCCACCAUACCACCACAGCUGGAUGGCCACUGGGUCUCAUCCAGGUGUGAAGUGAGGCCUGGCCCAGAGUUCCUCACUCGUUCCUACACCUUUGACCCGAGUCCAGCGCGGCAGUUUAAAGCCCUCCAGCACUACUACUCUGACAGUGACUGCCACGUCCCGGCCUACUCUCUACUGAUCCAGGGCAGAGUGCGACUGCGCCAGGCCUCCUGGAUCACACCUGGAGCGACCGAGGCAGAACACAGCCUUCAUAAAGUGACUUUAAUCAUUCACAACCAGAGAACUGCCCAUCGUCUCGCCGUCCACCUGCCCUCUUCCUGCCUGGGUCCUGAUCCUGGAGCUCCCGUCGCUCCUCACCGUCUGUAUGAGCUCUAUAAUAUAAAGGCUGGGAGGGACUGCCUGGGAUCUCUGCAUGUUUCUAUGAUGGAGCUGGAGCUGCUGAGGAUCGAGACCAGGAAUCAUCCUCACAAUCGACCAACCAAAGAGCUCUUCCUCGGGGACGUCCACACAGACUGGAGCCAGAGAGUUCACUACAGACCAACGGGGUACCAGGAACCUUUACAGAACAUCAUGCAUCAUAUUCACCCGUGCCCAGUGUGUGCCCUGGUCUACCGCUCCUCCCUACAUCACCCUCCCGUUUUACCUCCAUCCUCAGCCGUUCCUCUGAACUUAAACGGACACUGGGUGAGCCAGCGCUGUGAAGCUCGUCCGGCUGUGCUCUUCCUCACCCGACUCUUCAUCUUCAGAGAGGAGCACCGCAGCUGGGAGGGCACCUACGCCCACUACUCCGACCCCAUGUGCCAACAGCGCACCUUCACCCUCAGGGCACAGGGUCAUUACGCACAGGUGGAGUCUUCUGCUAAAGUGAAAGGAGCUGCUGAGCUGCUCUUCAAAGUGACACAGGCUAAAGUGACUGUGUUUGAGAGAACGCUGCUGCGGGCGCUGAACUCCUCGGAGGAUGGAGGCUGUGGGCGGGCAGGAGGGUGGCAGCUGGGGGUGGAGCAGGACAUCACAUGGACAGCGGGCUGCAGAGUGCUGGGCAUUUCACUCCCACACAAAGAAUACGAGCUGUUUAAAAUGGAGAAGAAUCACAAAGGCAGAGCUUUGCUGUUUAUUGGAGAAAGGCCUACAGAUGGGGGCAGCCCUGAUCGACCAAUGAGAAGGCCUACAUCCUUUCAGACUCCCAUGAUUCAAUGCAGUGCCAGGGCACCGGUACCACCACGCUACAGUGCUCACAGUACAAUACAGAGGCUAGAAAUGAACUCAGCAUGUUCACAGCACUCAGUCUUUGGCAUUUUGUCGCUGUCUCUACUAAAUCUGUGGUUGUGCUACAUACAUCAUGUAUACAUUUUGUGUUAAAUUGAUGAAAUACAGUGGUUGGACAAUGAAAAUGAAACACCUGUCAUCAUUUUAGUGUGGGAGGUUUCAUGGCUAAAUUGGAGCAACCUGGUGGCGAAUCUUCAUUAAUUGCACAUUAUUACACCAGUAAGAGCAGUACGAGUGUGAAGGUUCAAUUAGCAGGGUAAGAGCACAGUUUUGCUCAAAAUAUCGCAAUGCACACAACAUUAUGGGCAACAUACCAGAGUUCAAAAGAGGACAAAUUGUCGGUGCACGUCUUGCUGGAGCAUCUGUGACCAAGACAGCAAGUAUUUGUGAUGCAUCAAGAGCCACGGUAUCCAGGGUAAUGUCAGCAUACCACCAAGAAGGACCAACCACAUCCAACAGGAUUAACUGUGGACGCUGUAAGAGGAAGCUGUCUGAAAGGGAUGUUCGGGUGCUAACCCGGAUUGUCUCUAAAAAAACAUAAAACCACGGCUGAACAAAUCACGACAGAAUUCAAUGUGCACCUCAACUCUCCUGUUUCCACCAGAACUGUCCGUCACCACAAUCAAUUAUUGUGCUCUAAAACCAGGUGUUUCAGUUUCAUUGUCCAACCCCUGUAGUGACUCAUGUAACACUACUUUAAUUUGCAUAAUAAUCACACAGUAUUCCUGACACAGUAGCUGACAGCUUCUCUAGAUCCUAUUACUAAUAGAAUCCGACUCCCUGGACUAGAAAAAUACAAACAAUUUGGCACCAGAUGUGAAAAAGAGGGGUACAGUAAAGUAGUAUUGAGCUGUGGAACAGGGGAACUGCGUUCUCUGGAAUGAUGGGGCUCCAUCCAGUAAUUCUGGGAUGAGUUUCACCUUUUGUUGUUAAGUAUAAAACUCCACAUGUGUUCAUUCAUAGUUUUGAUGCUUCAGUGAGAAUCUACAAUGUAAAUAGUCAUGAAAAUAAAGAAAACGCGUUGAAAAAGAGAAGGUGUGUCCAAACUUUUUGGCCUGUACUGUAUGUCAGGAAACGUUAUGUUAUAUAGGUGCUAAAACACUCCUUAUGUAGAACACAUACAACUUGUUUAAAGCUGUGUAAAUAUGGUGCUACUUUAUUUUUAAGUGAGAAGUGGGAUUUAUGAUAUAAUAUGUUUCAUGAAAGUGUAUAUAUUGAUCCUUCCAGUUAUCAGUUAUGUAACAUUAGCUGAAUAUGUUUGUCAUUUAAACAGAUUUUUUGUAACAUAGAGAAAUGAUGCAUACAUGAUACACAUUAUUAUAUUUUCUUAUAUUGACAAUAAAGGACCAAUUGAUAACAUUCCAGAAAUUAAAGGUGCUGUAUAUGAUAUGAUGGAGAACAACUGUUAAUAUUUUAUAUUUAUCUUUCCCAUCAGUGGCCCUUUAAAAGCAUCCUCCCAAAUCCAAAAACAAGUGAAACCCCCUAGCAUGAUCAACAUUCACAUUUUCAGGUUUUCAAAGCAGUAAAUUUUAAUCACAAAAACAAGAUAAAUAUAUACUACACCUGAGACAACAAACAGAUAGGGCUACAAAGACUGAAAACAGAAAGAAACCAGGACAAGGAACAAACAGAUCAAACUAACAGACAUGUAAUAUGUACAACAACUGACAAGGGAUACUAAACAAAGGGGCUCUAAAUACAGGCAGGAAACAGAAACAGGAAACAGGAUACACCUGGGGGUAGGUAACGAGGGGACGGGGUUCCAAAAUGAUUUUAUUUUAACUUACAGAGCUUACAGGCUGCGUAUGAACACUGUUUUUUAUUCAGUGAUAAAAAACUGAAAAAAGAAUAGAGAUCUUAAGAAAACAUUUAUUGGAUUAAAAUUGUAAACAGCACCUUUAAUGCAAACUCAAUUUCAAUGUAUGUUCUUUAUUGUAAUGUAAUUUAUUUAUAUUACCUCAUGUUUUGGGUCAUUUACAUCCAUCAAAUUGCUUCCUGCAUGUAUGUAACUUUCUCAGAAUAAAGCCAUGUUAUCUAA
Astyanax mexicanus (Mexican tetra) is the source of this 3817-nucleotide messenger RNA. RefSeq names its product adenomatosis polyposis coli down-regulated 1-like (gene apcdd1l). Gene Ontology annotation, biological process: negative regulation of Wnt signaling pathway. Gene Ontology annotation, molecular function: Wnt-protein binding. The transcript is spliced from 4 exons. NCBI's taxonomy places the organism in Eukaryota, Metazoa, Chordata, Actinopteri, Characiformes, Acestrorhamphidae. The record is from RefSeq and is a predicted model, not a curated record. Bases 319 to 1872 code for a protein of 517 amino acids. Gene Ontology annotation, cellular component: plasma membrane.